GCUACUUUUUCGUCUCCAGAAUGCGCCGUACUUCUCAUACCAGGAGCGAAAAGGAAACCGCGAUGAAGAGAACGACAACGCGUGCCACAGACAGCAUUUGCGCAUGUCUUUCUUCGUCUCGGUGACUUUUUCGCAUUUGUUCCGUCAACACCAUAGUUGUCCAAUUAACGCAUUGCUUUCAAUUCCUACGUGCCAUGACUGACAGUGACAUAUAUUUUUUCUUGAUUUCUCUAUGAAAACGGUUGGCAUCUUAUAUAUAUAUAUAUAUAUUUGUAGCUCUGAAGAGAAGAAUUCUAGCUUCACCGCACGAAAAAUGCAGCUUGAGGUACUUCAUGUGAACUGUAGAAAGGCACAAGGAACAAAGAAGUGGGGAAAAAUGAAGAUGAAGGGCGACGAAAAUGUCGUCGUUCGUCCUCAACGUAACCGUGCAGACCUAUAUAUGCCAGACAAUGGCAGCAGACUCUGAUGUCGUACCUGUACACCCGCACAUGGAUGCACCGCUUGAGCUGUCAUUGCUGAAGCAGUGAAGCAGUUGCUUGUAUACGCCUCCCCCAAUGCAAAAAAAAGAAACGAAAUGCUGUCCCUCUUUAGUGCUGGUGGUUAACUAUGCAGAACAAACAAACACGAGAUUUCUUCAGAGAAGAAAAGACUACUUUCCACGAGGAGGUGGUAAGCUGUGUUUAUGCCCGCUCGUUGCGUGUUCAACCUCUUCGCUCUCAUUUCUAUUGUUUUUUCUUCUACUUCCGAAUCGGGUGAAGAAACGAACUCAUGUGUAGGUCUGCGCGUCUUACCUCUCAGAAGCGCAGAGAAAAAACGCCCUAUCAUUCUGUGCGUGAUCAUUCGGGCUAGCCGUUUUUUCUUCUUCCGUUUCGCAUUCUUUUCUUCUUCUAGCUCCAUCUAGUUCUUUUGUGCCCGAUGUUUCGUGUCUCUCUCGUUGCGCAACUCUUCUCCAAACCCGUGACGCAAGGCUACGUGGCACAACUCCCCAAGGCGGUGCCGGCGUCACCCGGUCGUGCGUGGAUGAGGGCGAUGGAUGCCAACAGCGACGUUAGGGACUUUUAUGUGGCAGAUAGCGAGCGGUACGACGCGUGGUACCGCGAAACGUACGGCAUCGAGGAUCUCUUUGACGGGUCGGCAGCGUCGGGCGCGGCGUCGAACCGGCUGUUAGACGACACGCGCAACCUGCAGCAGGCCGCUGGGGAAUACGACCUGCAAGGCGUGGAGGAGGAGCUGCGGUUUUGGGGUGAGGAGUUCCAGCACAACACGCAGCUGCAUUGA
Molecule: messenger RNA, 1278 nt
Organism: Leptomonas pyrrhocoris
Lineage: Eukaryota; Euglenozoa; Kinetoplastea; Trypanosomatida; Trypanosomatidae
Exons: 1
Coding region: 916-1278 (120 amino acids)
Source: RefSeq, a predicted model, not a curated record